GGUCAUCGGUGGUUCGAAACCCAAAGUUGCCACCCCCAAAGUGGUGGAGAAGAUCGGAGAUUAUAAGAGACAAAACCCCACCAUGUUUGCCUGGGAAAUCAGGGACCGGCUGCUGGCAGAGGGUGUGUGUGACAAUGACACGGUGCCCAGUGUCAGCUCCAUUAACAGAAUAAUCCGUACCAAGGUCCAGCAGCUCUUUAACCUGCCCAUGGAGAGCUGUGUGAAAUCACUGAGCCCUGGACAUACUCUGAUUCCAAGUUCAGCAGUGACCCCCCCUGAGUCUCCGCACUCUGACUCCAUUGGGUCACCUUACUCAAUCAAUGGCCUGUUGGGGAUUGCUCAGCCCAAUACAGAUGGGAAACGCAAACUGGAUGACAGUGAUCAGGACAGCUGCAGACUCAGCAUUGACUCUCAGGGCAGUGGAGGACUCAGCCGGAAACAGAUGCGGACACAGGCUUUCAUUCAGCACCCACUGGACGGACUGGAGUGCCACUUCCAGAGGCAACACUUUCCUGACUCCUACUCCUCCUCCGGUCACAGCAAAGCUGAACAAGCUCUUUACCCGCUUCCACUGCUGAACAAUGCAAUGGAUGAUGGGAAAUCAGCGCUGGCCUCUUCCAAUGCCACUCUAGGCAGAAACCUUUCCGCACACCAGGGGUACUCUGCCCUGUCAGAGCUCUCAUCAUACUCCAUUAAACAAGAGGUAUCCGACAGCUCCAGUGCUAGCUCCACCCCUCCAUCAUUAUGUAGCCCCACCUUUCUGGACCUGCAGCCAAUCUGUUCAGCAGCUGCUGCCCCAACCUUCAGUGCAUUUUCGCAUGCUGCCUCUGUCUAUGGACAGUUCACCAGCCAGGCUGUUACAGGGCGUGACGUUGUAGGACCCACGCUGCCAGGCUACCCUCCACACAUACCCAGUGGCCAAGGAAACUAUGCCUCAUCUGCUAUUGCUGGGAUGGUAGCCGCAGGAAGCGAUUACACUGGUAAUGCAUAUAGCCACGGGGCCUACUCAGCGUACGGAGACAGUUGGCGGUUCCCCGGCUCCAGCCUUCUUAGCUCUCCCUACUACUACAGCUCUACUGCAAGGACUGCGCCCCCUCCAACAACUGCCGGGACGUAUGACCUUCUGUAGUCUCCAUGGACACUGCUCGUACAGCACCUUCAACAACACAGCUUAGCCCCGGAAAAGCAGCCGGACAGCCGGUCCAACAACAAAUAUUACCAUGGAAACCAACAAGUCGUCAGGGUGGAGUCAACAACAUUACUAACAUGGACUGUAUUUACAUGAAAACUACACUAAGACAAAAAGAGGGCACAGAAAUAUCCAACCACAUAGUGUAGGUGUAUGCUGUAUUCCCACUCCUUUAUAUAAUAGAUUGACAAUACUUAUAUUACCAUAAACAUACUGUUGUGGCUGCUGAACACCCAGCAACACAACAGUAACAAUCACGUUUUGUCAUUGUAUUUAGCCUUCCCCUGUGGCAAGAGAACGGCAGAGUGAAUGCACAUAUUACACAGGAUCAUGUGUCCUAUACUAUAAAUCAGAAGGAUAGUAGAAGUUAAUGAGGAGUUGCGAUGCAAGUUCUUUCAUGUAGGUUGCAUAAACAUGAGGUAAAGUCUAAUCACUAAUAAUUUACAGUAUGGGGAGGGCGAUACUCUACACACAUAUUCCCAAUGACCAUGGGAGUGAUGGCAUCAGCAUUCCCCAUUAAUAUAGAUUCAUUAUAAGAAUUUAUACAUACAGGGGGAGAUGUAUCAAACCUUGGAGAGCGAUAAAGUACCAACCAAUCCGCUUCUAUCAUUUUACAGGCUACGUUUGAAUAAAAUGACAUUUAGAAGCUGAAUGGUUGGAUUUAUCUCUCCCAAUGUUUGGUACAUCUCCCCCACAGUGAGAUUACUUGUGUAUCAUAUACAAGUAUUGGCUGUGCCAUGAAUGGGAUGUUGUCUACAGCCCUUCCUUGGUGAAGUCCAUUAGAGAACGAUGGAAUCCAAUGUUUGCAGGAAAAGCAGGUUUGGAAGAUUUAAAAAAAGUUUAGAUACUCAUCUGCAUUUUCCCAAAAUGUUCCCACUUAGCAGCAAAUAACCUAAAUGAACAGGGACAGCUUAAUGUCAUGUGCACUCUGUGUAUAUGGAUUACACAGGGUUACUUACCUCACUAGGGCCGGGCAUAGUCUGUGCUUUAACUCUCACUCUGCAAUAAGCUUUGGAUGCCAGAGUGGAGAGUUUGGCGUUGAAGCGCCCUCAUAUCACCAACCUGACACGAUGCAUGGACACAGAUACAGGACGGUGCUUCCUAUGCACAACUGGACUUAUUCAACUGAAACCGUUGAUGUAAAUACCU
Molecule: messenger RNA, 2338 nt
Organism: Pseudophryne corroboree (corroboree frog)
Lineage: Eukaryota; Metazoa; Chordata; Amphibia; Anura; Myobatrachidae
Gene: PAX8
Product: paired box 8
Exons: 9
Coding region: 83-1129 (348 amino acids)
Biological process (GO): regulation of transcription by RNA polymerase II; anatomical structure development
Molecular function (GO): RNA polymerase II cis-regulatory region sequence-specific DNA binding; DNA-binding transcription factor activity, RNA polymerase II-specific
Source: RefSeq, a predicted model, not a curated record